GGAAAGGGUCCCAUUGAGGCUACUGAGCAGAGACAUGCCUCCCUGAAGGCUCCCAGUAUCUUACCCUGUCAUUCUGUCAACCAGCCUAUGAUGACCAGUCUUAAGCCCAUUGAUGCCAUGGUGCCCUUUGGUUGUGGUCAGUGUGAGCUUAUCAUCAGUGACUGUCAAACUGGAAAGACUGCUGUCACCAUCGACAUGAUUCUUAACCAGAAGCAAUGGAAUGAUGGUAAAGAUGAGGACAAAAAGCUCUACUGUGUCUAUGUCACUGUUGGCCAAAAGUGUUUGACUGUUGCUCAGCUCAUUAAGACCCUCAAGGAAAAUGAUGCAAUGAAGUACUCCAUCAUUGUUGCUGCUACUACCUCAGAAGCUGCUCCCCUGCAGUACCUUGUGCCAUUCUCUGGCUGUGCCAUGGGUGAGUGGUUCCAUGACAAUGGCAAGCACAUCCUCAUAAUCUACAAUGACUUGUCAAAGCAGGCCAUUGGUUACUAUCAGAUGUCUCUUCUCCUUCGUCAUCCUCCUGGUUGUGAAGCUUACCCUGGUGACAUUUUCUACCUCCACUCUCAUCUCCUUGAGUGUGCUGCCAAGAUGAGUGAUAAGUUUGGUGGUGGAUCUCUGACUGCACUACUUAUCAUUGAGACCCAAGGUGGUGAUGUCUCCACUUACAUUCCCACUAACAUAUGUGAUAUUGGCAUAAUGUUACAUUUCUUGAUCCUCAUCUCACAUAUAGGUCAUUUUGAUCACUAA
Messenger RNA from Suillus subaureus, 744 nucleotides. RefSeq names its product P-loop containing nucleoside triphosphate hydrolase protein. The annotation marks the transcript as partial. Gene Ontology annotation, molecular function: ADP binding; proton-transporting ATP synthase activity, rotational mechanism; ATP binding. The record is from RefSeq and is a predicted model, not a curated record. The transcript is spliced from 2 exons. NCBI's taxonomy places the organism in Eukaryota, Fungi, Basidiomycota, Agaricomycetes, Boletales, Suillaceae. Gene Ontology annotation, biological process: proton motive force-driven ATP synthesis.